Pocillopora meandrina is the source of this 1910-nucleotide messenger RNA. Lineage: Eukaryota; Metazoa; Cnidaria; Anthozoa; Scleractinia; Pocilloporidae. The record is from the annotation of a GenBank genome assembly.
UAAAAAGAUCGGUUAACAAGAUGGCGGACCACUUUGACGAGAAGAGUGGAACUGUCCCAUCGAAAACUCCAUGGGGGAAUUGGGCACAGACGAUUGAUGAAGUUUUCAUCGAGGUCAUUGUACCAAAAGGAACCAGAGGGAGAGAAAUCGUGUGUGAUAUCAGUCCAAAAAACAUAAAGUUUAGCUUAAAAGGACAAGAAUUUUUCAAGGUGAUCGGCCUUUUAGAUCAAAGUUCUAGAUUGUGAUGACUUCGUUGUUUGUGGGGAAACUUUAACUUUUUUUAUUUGUAGAGAAAAGCAAGUUUGUAUCGUGUUCUUUUAAGCCAUGCAUUGCUGUCAGAUUUUUAACGUGGUUGUGAUAAUUUUCAUGAUAGGGAGAACUCUAUGGAACAGUUUUAGCUGAUGAAAGCACUUGGACAUUAGGUAAAUAAGCUUGAUGAACGUUUCUUUUAUGCGGACAUAUCAUAAGUAUCGUAGGGUACUGCAAUGGCUAACUCAGUCCCAUUAAUUAAGUACAAGCCUGAAAUAAUAGGACAAGUUGCAGUGGUGCAUUCCUUUGGGGCAGACCACUUUCCUGUGAACGCCUGAAAUGGCCUGGCCGUGGUUGCUUACGAUUAGUUUUCUUAACGGGACUUGCAUGCAGUCAAUAAUUCCACGCUGAAAUUUAGUACAUUUCGUGUUUGUGCUUGAAGUCAAAUGCAUGACUAGAAAUUUAAAGAGGACUACUUGCAAAGAAGCCCAAGACUAGAUGAAUCAACCACCUAUUCCUGUGAGUUUUUUAUGUCAUAUGAAUUAUGGGGGGUAUCCAGUUAUAUAGAUUAUUAUUUUCAAGGGUUAGCCCUAUUCAGAGAAAAUAAUGAAGGGCUAAUGCUCAAAAUUUCAGCUUUAGAAUCUCUUUGCAAUGGCCAAUUCACAUUAUCAACUCAGCUGAUGAAACCAAAUUAUAUUUUUUCAAUGUCAGUUGUCUUUGAUUUACUUUUAGAGGACAAUGAACUUGUAAGAAUAAUUCUGGUGAAAUCUAGCAGAGAUGCAGCUAGUGGCUGGAAAUCAUUGUUGGUCAGUGAAUAUUCUGCUGACCCGUGGACUUUCAAUGAAAUGGAAAAGAAGCUAACAUUAGAAAGAUUCCAGAAAGAGGUAACCUCUGUCUUAAUAGGUUUUAAUCAAAGUUAAGAUUGAGGGACCCAAUAACAGAGGGCAAAAUGACUUGUUUUGUUAUUUUCCAACAGAAUCCUGGAUUUGACUUCAGCAAAGCUAAUAUAACAGGAAACUAUUCUGGUGGAGGUCCAAAGUUUCCAAGCUGAGAGAAAACUUAAAUGUAUAUACAAUGAGAGUUGACCAGAAAAGAGACUUAAUGAAUGAAGGACUAGGUCUUAAUCAAACACAAUGAGAUAAUGUGUUUUUAUUAACUGAGUUGAUUCUUUAACCUGGCUCCCGUAAACAGGUUCUAAGCUACUGUUUCGAGCAUUAGCCCUUUGUCUUUUGCUCUGAUGAAGGGCUAACACUACAAACACGAACUUAGAAACUCUUUUUAGCGGUCAAUUUACGUUAUCAACUUAGUUGAUAAAACCAAAUGAUCUUGUUAUACUUCCCCACUGACGCAGCACCACUAUUUCUCUAAAAAAUUACCCCCUUUACUCAUUAAUUAGAGAUAGAUGCAGAUGGGCACCUGGUUGCAUGCCAACAAAAGACUGGAAGCAAUGUGUCACUUAAUGUUAAAAAGAUAUUGUUAACCAUACUCCUUUACUGGUUUCUUACUUAGGGCCAAAAUGCUGUCUUUUCACAAUGAAAAGGAAGCCUGCAGAAGAAUCUAGUAAACAAAUUACAAAACAAACAAGGGAUUGAAAUCAUAGCUUCCCUUGUCAACUACGUUGGUUUGCUAACUUUAUGUUGUGUUCAAACACUGUAGAGAGA